AUGCCAGAUUGUGGGGAAGAUCCAUAUAAGAAAGAGACAUGUUGCUACAGCAAAGAUGGCACACCAAGCAAAGAUGGCACACCAAGCAAAGAUGGCACACCAAGCAAAGAUGGCACACCAAGCAAAGAUGGCACACCAAGCAAAGAUGGCACACCAAGCAAAGAUGGCACACCAAGCAAAGAUGGCACACCAAGCAAAGAUGGCACACCAAGCAAAGAUGGCACACCAAGCAAAGAUGGCACACCAAGCAAAGAUGGCACACCAAGCAAAGAUGGCACACCAAGCAAAGAUGGCACACCAAGCAAAGAUGGCACACCAAGCAAAGAUGGCACACCAAGCAAAGAUGGCACACCAUCAAAGAUGGCACACCAAGCAAAGAUGGCACACCAAGCAAAGAUGGCACACCAAGCAAAGAUGGCACACCAAGCAAAGAUGGCACACCAAGCAAAGAUGGCACACCAAGCAAAGAUGGACACCAAGCAAAGAUGGACACCAAGCAAAGAUGGCACACCAAGCAAAGAUGGCACACCAAGCAAAGAUGGCACACCAAGCAAAGAUGGCACACCAAGCAAAGAUGGCACACCAAACAAAGAUGGCACACCAAGCAAAGAUGACACACCAAGCAAAGAUGGUACACCAAGCAACGAUGGCACACCAAGCAAAGAUGGCACACCAAGCAAAGAUGGCACACCAAGCAAAGAUGGCACACCAAGCAAAGAUGGCACACCAAGCAAAGAUGGCGCACCAAGCAAAGAUGGCGCACCAAGCAAAGAUGGCGCACCAAGCAAAGAUGGCACACCAAGCAAAGAUGGCAAACCAAGUAAAGAUGGCACACCAACAACCUUUAUGUAUACAGUAACACUUGCAUGUACAGAUAUACUGAAAUAA
Schistocerca nitens (vagrant locust) is the source of this 888-nucleotide messenger RNA. RefSeq names its product collagen alpha chain-like. Lineage: Eukaryota; Metazoa; Arthropoda; Insecta; Orthoptera; Acrididae. The record is from RefSeq and is a predicted model, not a curated record. The transcript is spliced from 3 exons. The coding region runs from base 1 to 888 and encodes 295 amino acids.